UUUUCUUAGCGUCUUCUGGCCUCAUGCACUCCUGGCCCUGGGUAGUGAACGUUGUUCAUCUGGUACUUAUCUACUGGACUGUUGGAUAGCGCCGUUGCCCGUUGGUGUCUUCGAGGUCGAAAAUGGCGGGAACUCUUCAAACCCUAGCCUUCAGACCUCCGGUGGUGGGUAUUACAGUUCCCCGGCUUCGUAAUCCAUUUCUUUCAGUAAUUCACAUCCAUAUGCACGGUUACUCUGUUACUUCUAGCCCCAAUUUGUUACUUCGUCGGAAUUUCCCCUCGACUUCACGGACUAUCAGAGCCAGUGAAAGAUCUGAUCAGGUAAAUGGAAAUGGAAAUCUACAUGCUAGGAUUCCGGAUUCAGUACUUCUGCUAACUUGGGUGAAACCAAUACUGAGUUUUGUUGGAUCAAACUUCCUUCCAUUAGCUCUUGUUAGUGCAGUAUCUGUAGGGCUUGCAAAUCCUAGACUUGGUUGCCUUGCUCACAAAUAUUCUCUGUCAAAAUUCAGCACCUUUGGUAUAUUCUUCAUCUCAGGGUUGAUGUUGCGAAGUGGGGAUGUUGGUGCAGCAGUUCAAGCAUGGCCUGCAGGGAUAUUUGGGCUAGGUUUGAUUCUGUUAUUUACUCCCUUCUUCUCAAGGCUUGUUUUGCAACUUAAGCUGGUUCCUCAAGAAUUUGUCACAGGAUUAGCUAUUUUUAGCUGCAUGCCAACGACAUUGUCAAGUGGUGUUGCAUUGACACAGCUUGUUGGGGGGAACUCUCCUCUUGCUCUUGCAAUGACAGUGGUUUCUAAUCUGUUGGGCAUUUUAAUUGUUCCUUUUUCAAUCUCAAAGUUCAUAGCGGAUGGGGUGGGUGUACGCAUACCAACUGAACAGUUGCUUAGAAGUCUCAUUACUACCCUUCUGAUUCCUCUGAUAUUGGGGAAGGUAUUCCGAGAUUUCUUCAGUGGUGUGGGAGAGUAUGUUGAUCAGAAUCGUAAACAUUUUUCAAUGAUUAGUGCAAUUCUCCUCAGUCUUGUGCCAUGGGUACAGGUGAGCAUAUCAAGUCCACUUCUGCUAAUGGUUAAGCCUGCAGUAUUCCUUGUAGCUAUCGGGAUGGGAAUACUCUUGCAUCUCAUCCUUUUAGCUUUUAACAGCCUUGCAAUACAUGGUAUCUCAGCUAUCUCUGGUGGUGGAAAAUCAGUCUUUUCAAAGAAAGAGAAUGCCCGUGCUCUUGUACUUGUUGCAAGCCAGAAAACCCUCCCUGUAUUGGUAACAGUUGUGGAGCAGCUUGGUGGUGCACUUGGUGAAUCAGGUUUGCUGGUUCUUCCUUGUGUUGCAGCACAUAUCAACCAGAUCAUUAUCGAUUCUUUUUUAGUAAAUUUCUGGCUCCAUAAGGAUCGUUCUUCGAACAUGGACAAGGAAGCAUAAACAUGGAAAAACAGGUGAAACAUUACUUCAGAAUAAUGUACAUUUGCAAUAUUUUUGUUUGAAAAUUGUUCCGAUUCCAAUUGUAGUUCCUGUUCCUAACACACCAAAGCAAUAUUUUUGUUUGCUUUUCAAGAUUGUUUUGUAGUUGUGCACUUAAUUGCUA
Nelumbo nucifera (sacred lotus) is the source of this 1569-nucleotide messenger RNA. RefSeq names its product Sodium Bile acid symporter family. The record is from RefSeq and is a predicted model, not a curated record. Lineage: Eukaryota; Viridiplantae; Streptophyta; Magnoliopsida; Proteales; Nelumbonaceae. Gene Ontology annotation, cellular component: chloroplast envelope.